AUGGAUAUCACGAAAAGAUUUGUGACUAUUUUCCUUGUGGUAAUAUUGACAGUUUCUGUAAUUGCAGCGAACCAGCAAACUUUGCAUUGCAUUGAGAAAUGUUCACAAUUUUACGGGAAUCUGAAAUGUUACAAGGACUGCAGAAAUCAACAUUAUGAUGGAGGCCAGUGUGAUGAUGCUUCAAAAGGUCAAAAACUACCACAACCAAAAUGUUGUUGCUACAAUUAUUCAAAUUGA
This is a messenger RNA of Capsella rubella, 237 nucleotides long. RefSeq names its product putative defensin-like protein 62. The record is from RefSeq and is a predicted model, not a curated record. The coding region runs from base 1 to 237 and encodes 78 amino acids. The transcript is spliced from 2 exons. Lineage: Eukaryota; Viridiplantae; Streptophyta; Magnoliopsida; Brassicales; Brassicaceae.